AUGGCGAGAAAGAGCAGAGGUCGCCAAAAGGUGGAGAUGGUGAAAAUGUCGAAGGAAAGCAAUCUCCAAGUUACCUUUUCAAAACGCAGGUCCGGGCUUUUCAAAAAGGCUAGCGAGCUUUCCACUCUUUGUGGCGCGGAGAUUGCUAUCAUCGUCUUUUCUCCGGGAAACAGGGUUUUUUCCUUCGGCCACCCUGGUGUUGAGAAUGUCAUUGAUCGUUACUUCACUAGAAACCCUCCUCAAAACUCAGGUACCAUGCAACUUAUUGAAGCUCAUCGCAAUGCCACCGUCCGUGAACUGAAUAUGCAGCUCACCCAGGCGGUAAACCAAUUUGAGAUAGAGAAAAAGCGAGGAGAGGAGCUCAGCCAAAUGAGGAAGGCUGGCCAAAGUCAAAGCUGGUGGGAGGCUCCCAUCGAGGAACUUACAUUGCCUCAAAUUGAGCAGUUGAAGGUAUCUCUGGAGGGCCUAAAGAUGAAUGUGACGAAGCAAGCUCAAAAACUUCUAAUCGAAAAUCCGGGUCCUCCACAAUUUUUUGCUUCAAGUUCCAGCGGGGGGAUUUUCCCUUAUGAUCGAAAAGCAGGUGGUUUCAAUCCAAAUAUGGUGUUGCCACAUUAUGAUUACAAUAAUCCUGGAUAUAGACGUGGAUUCUUUUGAUCAGGAGGGCCUGAAAGUCUGGAUAAGUACUGAGAAAGGUGACAUCCACAGCAUUUUUGGGCGGUGCUCGCCAUCUUGUAGCCUUCGCGUCUCUUCACGGUCAGAAUUCCAGUAUUUGAUGAUCCGUAUUUAAUUAUGUGUCUGAAUAAUAGGGUGCCUAGACAAUAAUAUGGACACACUGUUACAAUAAAUUUGUUGUUCGCCAAAUUUCCUUAAAUUCUCAUUUAAUAAGCGAGGAGGAUAAUUUCGUAGUUGUUUGUUAAUGUCACUUUCUAUA
Populus euphratica (Euphrates poplar) is the source of this 931-nucleotide messenger RNA. Its product is annotated as agamous-like MADS-box protein AGL62. The record is from RefSeq and is a predicted model, not a curated record. Bases 1 to 654 code for a protein of 217 amino acids. The transcript has 2 exons. Lineage: Eukaryota; Viridiplantae; Streptophyta; Magnoliopsida; Malpighiales; Salicaceae. Gene Ontology annotation, biological process: positive regulation of transcription by RNA polymerase II. Gene Ontology annotation, molecular function: RNA polymerase II cis-regulatory region sequence-specific DNA binding; protein dimerization activity; DNA-binding transcription factor activity, RNA polymerase II-specific.